Chaetura pelagica (chimney swift) is the source of this 2154-nucleotide messenger RNA. RefSeq names its product pseudouridylate synthase 7 homolog (S. cerevisiae)-like (gene PUS7L). Gene Ontology annotation, biological process: pseudouridine synthesis. Lineage: Eukaryota; Metazoa; Chordata; Aves; Apodiformes; Apodidae. The coding region runs from base 1 to 2088 and encodes 695 amino acids. The transcript has 8 exons. Gene Ontology annotation, cellular component: nucleus. The record is from RefSeq and is a predicted model, not a curated record. Gene Ontology annotation, molecular function: pseudouridine synthase activity; RNA binding.
AUGCUGCCUUCCUUCAGCUACGUGACCCAUCACGUUGGCUUCUGUGGUACCAUCAAAAACUCGCCGAGUGACUUCGUAGUGACAGAAAUCGAGGUGCCCGAGCAGCUGCAGGGGGUUACCAGGGCUGAAGCCCUUCAGAGAACCGGCGAAGUGCUGCUAGAACACAGCAGCCCGUGCCUGCAGCAGCCCAGAAAGCUGAGGGUGGACCCUCUCGCUCUGCCUGCUGAGGCCUGUCCUGCUGGCGCGUCCAGGCCCGCGGAGGGGGACCCGAGCUGGGCAGGAGGCGGCUGUUCUGCAUCCCCUAACAAAAACCAUCACGAGGGUGAACCUGACCUGAAACCUGGCCUCAAAGAAAACAAUGCGUUGGAUUCCUUACUAGGCAAAUCCAUGAGUGAUUUGCUUAAUAAAUUCGCUUGUGAUUUGAAGGAUGCCUGGGACUUGGAAAGUACCGCUGACUCUAGCACCAGGGAGUUCUCCCUGGGACCUAUACCGGACAAGAAAACCCGAGCUGAUUUACACAGUGCUGUCAGGCAGAAAUUCCCCUUCCUAGUUACUGCUACAAAAGACAGUGAGAUGAUAGUGAAAGGAAAUGCUGAUUACAGAGAACUUUGUCAGUUAGUGACUGAAAAGGAAACAAGUGAUUUCUUUAAAUUUUUGGAUGCAAAGCUAGAAAAUUCUACGUUUUCUUUUGAGCCUGAUGGAAACAAAGAGCACAGGAAAAUAGUUCACCACUUUAUCAGUAGAAAAUUUGGGAAACUUUUAGAAACAAAGUCUUUUACGGUGACAGAUGUCAAUGAUCAGCCAAAUAUGUCAAUAGUGGUACGAUUUAGAGAAAAAAGGUGGUCCAGAAAAAGAUCUGCUGGUGGUUUCCAGGAAAAACAAGAUGUUUAUACAGCUUUCACCCUUCAGAAAGAAAAUCUGGAAACGCUAGAAGCAAUCAGCUUAUUGGCUGCUGAACUUGGUGUUCUUCCUUCAGACUUCAGCUAUACUGGCAUCAAAGACAAGAAGGCUAUUUCUUACCAACCUAUGGUUGUGAAGAAGGUGACUCCUGAGAGGUUGAAAGAAAUUGGAAGCAAAAUGGAAAACAAGGGCAUGAGAAUACACAACAUCCGUUUGGCAUGCCAACACCUUAAACUUGGUCAGCUGAAGGGCAAUCACUUUGACAUAGUUGUAAGAGAUCUUAAACACCACAGUCAUGAUGACUCUUCUGCAGAUUUGAAAAAGAGAAUAUCUGAAGCAAUAGAAAAUGUUGAGACAAAAGGUUUUGUAAAUUACUACGGACCUCAGCGAUUUGGACAAGGACAGAAUGUUCAGACAGAUCAAAUAGGAUUGGCUUUACUGAAUGAAAAAAUGGUGAAAGCUGUGAAGUUAUUCUUCACACCUGAAGAUACUGAUGACCCUGUAAACGAUGCAAAAAGAUACUUUCUUCAAACUGAAGAUGCAAAAGGUGCACUCGGGAUGCUGCCGGAAUUUAAAGUGAGAGAGAAGAUGUUGCUACGAGCUUUACAUCGCUAUGGUGUAAAUCAUGAAGGUUGUACCAAAGGAUGGCUCAAUAUUCCUCAUUCCAUGCGCAUAUUCUAUGUCCAUGCUUAUUGUAGUAAAAUUUGGAACGAAGCAGCAUCAUAUAGACUGCAGAUCUAUGGUUCCAAAGUUGUGGAAGGGGAUCUUGUCUUCUCAGAACAUGAUGAAAGCUUUUUCCUGAAUGACAAGGUUCAUGUAGUCACUGCUCCAGAAGAGUCAGCUAACAAAUACUCCAUAAACCAAGUGGUUCUUCCAAUGGUGGGACAUAGUAUCAAGUAUCCCAGUAAUAAAGUUGGGCAAUGGUACCACGAAAGGCUUUCUAAGGAUGAGCUGCAAAUGUGCAAAUUCAGAGUGUCUCCACUACAGCUGAAUAUACCCGGAUGCUACAGACCCAUUUUGAAGAAUAUUCAGAAUGUGUCAUAUUUUUUGCAAAGUAAUGAAGAAGGAAUUGGAAUUGAAGACAACUAUCUGAAUGAAUCAAAAGUCUCUCUUCAUAUAUCAUUUGACCUUGAUCCUUCAUGUUAUGCAACGGUCUGUCUGAGAGAAGUAAUGAAAUGUGACCUUUAAGAUUCCAAUUAAUGAAAGAUUGCAGGGGUAUUAUACAGUGGUGAUACUUUAUGUAUAAUGCCAAGA